CCCUUUCCUCGUCUGACCAAAAGACUCCACGGGCACGCGACCGCCGCUACCUCCCUCAUUUCUGCGGGUAGAAACAACCACUUCGUACCUUCAGACAUAACAUCUGAGACAAGAAGAAGGAACAAGAAGAAGAGAAGAAGGAACCGCCAUGAAUUCUGUUGCGUCUUCCACCUCCUUCGCUCAUCAAUCCAACGCGAUCUUCUCUUCUCUUUCAUUCCCCUCCAACCACCAUCACUGCCAGCGGGUUACAUUUCUCGCAAGUUCGAUUUCUUAUGGUAAAGGGAGAAAAACCAUUGGAAAGCUUGGCCGCCAGAGGGUGAUCUCUUGCGAGAUUGCUCUUAAGCCCGAUUCCGCCACUGUAGAUGCCUCUUCCCCUUCUUCUUCUUCAGCGUCUGUAGCGUCUGCCUCGUCGGCUGCAGCAGAGGAGGAAGAGUCGAGCCUCGCCAAGAUCGGGGCUAGGGUUAGGGUUAAGGUGCCGCUAAAGGUGUAUCACAUCCCCAAAGUCCCCGAAUUCGAUCUCACAGGAAUGGAAGGGGAGCUCAAGCAAUACGUUGGCCUCUGGAAGGGGAAUCGCAUCUCUGCCAAUCUCCCUUUCAAGGUUGAGUUCGUUACCAAGAUUGAAGGCCGUGGCACUGUCAAAUUCUUCGCCCACCUCAAGGAGGAUGAGUUUGAGUACGUCGACGGCAAUGAUGAUUGAGUUCUACUCCAUUUGGGUGGAAAUCGGAAUACUGGAUUACCAAGAAAUUAAAGAACAUCCUAGCUUUUCAUGAAAUUUGUGCAGAGCCAAAAAUGAUGACCAAUUGGUACAUGCUAGGCUUCAUUUUGAAGGGUUUACAAAGGAGAGAUGCUGUAUUCUGUACUUGUGGGAAGUUCAGUUGUCUGACUGUAUCCUUUGUUGACUCACAGUAACAAUUGUUUCUAGCUAUUGUGAUACCAAUUUUAUUUGUGCUUAAGAAAAUCUGCAUUAAUACAUGUAUAAUCAUUGGUUAAGAUCCAUAAUCUAUCUUAAUAUUGACUUGAAUGAUUUGUUUUUCAUUAGAAAAAGAAAAAUAAAGUGUAGUUGAUGCUAUUGAAAUGUU
Messenger RNA from Nelumbo nucifera (sacred lotus), 1079 nucleotides. Its product is annotated as ferredoxin-thioredoxin reductase subunit A2, chloroplastic-like. Lineage: Eukaryota; Viridiplantae; Streptophyta; Magnoliopsida; Proteales; Nelumbonaceae. The record is from RefSeq and is a predicted model, not a curated record. Gene Ontology annotation, biological process: photosynthesis.